This is a messenger RNA of Coregonus sp. 'balchen', 1422 nucleotides long. NCBI's taxonomy places the organism in Eukaryota, Metazoa, Chordata, Actinopteri, Salmoniformes, Salmonidae. The record is from the annotation of a GenBank genome assembly.
AUGCCCAAAGGAUUCCUGGUAAAAAGAAACAAGAAAUCAGCGCAUGUUUCCUACAGGACUCGUACCGAUGAAUAUGAGCAGGAGCAUCACAUCCCAGACUUUCAGAGUCAGGUGGACUCUUCUCCGCCUGUCUCUGUGGCGUCCUGUCCGGGCCGUGCAGCCCCAUCGCCGGACAUCGCAGCAGACGCCCCGAUCACCAGGCUGGAUGCUGAAGCGGUUCAGUUUGGCAACCCCGAGGCGAUGUACCAAGCCCUCUACAGCCCCACCCGGCCCAUCAGCAAGGACCAUGAGAGGAGAUAUUACGGGAGAAGUUUCAAUCUAGGCUCGCCAAUUUCUGCCGAGUCAUUCCCGACACCUGCCUCCAUCAGCAGCUUAGAUCAUCUCCUAUUCGCCCCCGUGGAUUUGAAAAUAGGCACCAGCAACAGCAACCGCAGCGGCAUCACCAGCAGCAUCCCGGCAACAGUCAUCAGGGGCGGUACCAAGAGGCCAGCAUCUGACACUGAGCGCAAGAGCAAACCUGCAUCCAAGAAACCCAAAGCCAUCAGAAAACUGAAUUUUGAAGACGAAAUGACAACGUCUCCAGUACUUGGUCUUAAAAUCAAAGAGGCUCCUGUCGACUUUAAACCCAGAACGCAGACAUCCGCAGGCGGGAAGCCUUUAGGAGAGUUUGUCUGCCAAUUGUGUAAGGAAGCUUAUGCGGACCCAUUUUCUUUAGCCCAGCACAAAUGCUCUAGGAUAGUGAGAGUUGAGUACAGGUGUCCUGAGUGUGAUAAGAUGUUCAGCUGUCCGGCUAACCUCGCCUCUCACCGGCGCUGGCACAAACCGAGAGCGCAGAGCGCAGCCGGGAUACCAUCCACUCAGAGAAUCAAAUCUGAAAUCGCCAAAAUGCCCCCCGCUGUCAAGUCCAUCCCGGAGGAAGCCAAAGACUCAAGAGCCGAGCUACUGAGAGACAGAGACACCCCAAGCCCAGGUGUGUCUGAAUCGGGCUCAGAAGAUGGUUUAUACGAAUGCCAAUAUUGUGGGAAAAGAUUUAAGCGUCAAGCAUACCUAAGAAAACACAUUCUGGGACACCAAGCCUUGCAGAAUAAAAUGUUCGAGGACCACGUGUUUCAAAACAGCGACAAAGUGGAAGAGCAGGUGCCAGUGUCCUCCUCAUCCUCAGAGGAAAACCCAAACCAAAGUCCCCUGAAUCUGAGCCCCGUGGACUGCCUUCUCUGCCCCGUUUGCGGGGAGAAUUUCCCCAACAGGGCCUGCCAGGAGAGACACCUGCGUCUCAUGCACUGCUCCCAGGUUUAUCCCUGCAAGUAUUGCCCUGCCACUUUCUACAGCUCACCGGGACUCACGAGGCACAUCAACAAAUGCCAUCCGUCGGAAAAUAGGCAGGUGAUCCUGCUUCAAAUGCCUGUGCGCCCCGCUUGCUAA